Messenger RNA from Diversispora eburnea, 190 nucleotides. The record is from the annotation of a GenBank genome assembly. Lineage: Eukaryota; Fungi; Glomeromycota; Glomeromycetes; Diversisporales; Diversisporaceae.
AGAUAAAAGUAGAAUUUCUAGUCUUUUAUAUGGAAGAUCAAGUUUCACUAAAGUAAAAAAAAAAACUUCAGCACAAGCAGUAUUUACUCUGAUAACAGAAUCAACGUCAACAGUAACAUCAACACAAUUACUUAUAAGAGGAAAGCCUGAAAUAGAAGAUGUGUUGAUAUUAAAUGAUAAUGAAAAAUGA